GAACUAGCACACUCUCUCCAAUACAGAUGUUUAUCAACGGCUCCUUUUAGUCCAGUUAUUGUCUACCUCCAUCCCAUCUCUGUUACUGCAAUCCUAGAAUCAGAGAUUACCGGGUUUGUCAGGUGCCCGUUGGGAUGAGCACAGUUCAAGGGAAGUAACGGACAUCUGAGAACACCCACACUCCAAGCUGUUACCUUUAAGCUCGGCGCAAACACUCCCUUUCCAGGCUGGGGGCUCGUGGGCCUUCCCAGAAUGCAUCGCUGCACAGCCUGCCUCGCACGCCGAUUUGAAGCCGCUUCUUCUCAAGGCACUGGGAGAGGUGAGAAGAGCGAAGGGAUAUGCGCAGAAUGUUUCAGACGUUUAGAAAAUGGUUCUGGUCGGAGAGAUACUGGCUUCCUCCAACAAUAAAGUGGUCAGACCUGGAAGAUCAUGAUGGGCUUGUCUUCGUGAAAGCUUCCCACUUAUACAUCACAAUUCCAUAUGCCUUUCUUUUAAUGGUCGUCAGAUACUUCUUUGAAAAGUUUGUUGCUACACCUCUAGCAAAUGCACUUGGCAUUAAAAAGACACAGCACAAAAUUAAACCAAAUGCCAUCUUAGAGAAUUUUUUCAAGCAUUCCACAAGCAAACCAUCACAUACUGAUAUUUAUGGACUGGCAAAGAAGUGUAACUUGACAGAGCGCCAGGUUGAAAGAUGGCUUAGGAUUCGGCAGAAGCAAAACAAGCCUUGCAGGCUGCAGAAAUUCCAGGAGUCUUGCUGGCGAUUUACAUUUUACUUGCUGAUAACCAUGGCUGGAGCUGUAUUUCUGUAUGACAAACCAUGGGCAUAUGACCUCUGGGAGGUUUGGAAUGACUAUCCCAGACAGCCUUUGCUGCCGUCCCAGUACUGGUACUACAUUUUGGAGAUGAGUUUUUAUUGGUCACUGGUGUUUAGCCUGAGCACUGAUAUCAAGAGGAAGGACUUCCUCGCUCAUGUCAUCCACCACCUGGCUGCUAUUAGUCUGAUGAGCUUCUCCUGGUGUGCUAAUUACAUUCGCAGUGGGACCCUCGUGAUGUUUAUUCAUGAUAUAUCUGACAUUUGGCUAGAGUCUGCUAAGAUGUUUUCCUAUGCUGGAUGGAAGCAGACGUGUAACACCCUGUUCUUCAUCUUCACCGUCGUCUUCUUCAUUAGCCGAUUCAUUAUUUUUCCAUUCUGGAUUCUGUACUGCACUCUGAUCCUGCCUUUGCACUAUCUCGAGCCCUUCUUCUCCUACAUCUUCCUCAACCUCCAACUCAUGAUCCUUCAGGGCCUCCACGUUUACUGGGGUUACUUUAUCCUGAAGAUGCUCAACAGAUGCAUAUUCACGCAGAACGUCCAGGAUGUGAGGAGUGACAACGAAGAGGAAGAGGAAGAGGAGGAGGAAGAGGAAGCAGAGAGCACCAAGGGCAAAGAGACAGAGUAUUUGAAGAAUGGCCUUGGGACCAACAGGCAUCUCAUUGCCAAUGGUCAGCAUGGCCGUUAGCUUGAAGCACAAUGUGGCGCCAGGACACUGGGAGGCCGGAACUGCUCCUCUAUCCACUGCUGUGGACCCACAGAGACCCCAUUUUGCCUUUUAUUUUAUUUUAUUUUAUUUUAUUUUAUUGAGAUGGAGUCUCCUAUGUUGCUCAAGGUGGCCCCCAACUCAGUCACCCUGACUGUGAUAAAAUGUUAAGAAGUGGAAUACCCGUGGAUUGGUCAGCAGUUAAGUCAGGCUGGUCAGAGUUCAGAGAUUUCUCCAGGCAGGGUCAGUUCGUCAGUUGUUGUUGUGUUUCCCCCCUUCCAGAAUUUGAAGCACUUGACUUUCUCAGGAACUCGUUUUCUCUGAACUUUUUUUUUUUUUUUUUAAAACUUACCACCUUGUACAUGCUCCAUGGUUUGACAAAUGUCCAGGUUACCCACUUUCUCCUGGUGGUUGGCCACAGUAGCACCUCAUCUUCCAAAAGUGUGUUUGCAGUGGCAAGAGAGCAGUUAGAGCCAAAGGAGAGGGCAGGCUGCCAGGGCUCCUGAGCCACCCUGGGCAGCCGAGGUGCUUCUCUGCACAGGGCCUCUGAAGGCAUCUGCUCUACUACCUCACAGAGUUAGAGUAAGGACUGGGUGAGUUGACAGGAGUGCUCGUGUCCCCUGCAGGUGUUAGCGACCCCUCACUGCACUAGAAUUCCAGCUUUGACAAAAGAGACAACCCUGGCUGAACUUUGUGUGAGAAGCUCCAUCUUAAAAAUGGCUCUUAAUGUGUAAGAUACCCGGAGGUACAAAGGCCCAGAAGUUUGUUUCUGUUUGUGACUAUGUUGUUUCCAGGGAUAAUUCUCAGAUGAGCCCAGAGCCUUCCUGGCAGGGUCCUGGCGUAGAGGGACGUGAGUUUCGGUGUCAAGCUGCCCUGUGCUGUCAGCCCCGAUCCCCAUCCUCAGGCUCACAGAGAUGCCAUGGGCUGAGACGGUCACUCGGGAGCCACUGAGGAGCGUGGGGGGGUCCCGGAGAGGUUGCUCACUGAGCCAUAUUACCCAGGAAGCCAGCCCCAGGGUGGCAUGCCUGGGAGCUUCAAAUUCUGAAGGAACUCUUAGAAGCGGAAAGAGGAAGCCAUGCUGUGGUCUCAGGAUCUAACACAUUCUGACCACUGCGCAGUGAAGAACCCAGAAGGCCGCCAGGCACCCUAAGUCACAAAGGUCCUGUGCGCACUAAAUGGUCUGAGAGUUUCAGUUUUUAAUUUUUAAAAUUGCGUGUUUUUAAAACCUUCAGGCUAAGCAAAUACGAGCAAACAAACAAAAACUCUUCAGAAUUCUGUUCCCAACAAAGUAUCUUGUUAAAGAAUUGUAGGAAAAACAGAAAAAAAACAAGCCUUAAAUUAAUAUUUGUUUUUAUGAGCACAGUACCAUGUGCGUUAUAUCUGUAAUGUGAUCUCAUAUUUAAAAUGUCUCUACUUACUCUAGGGCAUAGUUGUUGAGUUUAUUGUUCUUACUUUGGUAAAAGGUCUCACUAAAAUUCUUUUAUGUGUCUAGUUAACGAAGUAUUUCCCCUUGAUUUAUUUUGGUUCUCUUUGACUACAGAACAUUUUCUUGCUUACAGUGAAACAUUGUUUAUUGCUAUACUGUCCAACUUCUUUUUCUGCUUUGACGGCAGAAGGUAAAACUGAUAUGCUCUCAAAAUCUAAGCUCUCAAACAGCUGAAGCACUUACACUGCAGAAGAGGAAGAGGUAUACUUUGUGGCAGCAUUGGAGGCUGCUGUGACUAGGGAAGGUAACCCCAUUUCCUAUAGCAAACAAGGGUUCAGUACCAUGCGAGGUGACUUUGUAAAGUUCUAAGCCAUACUGACUUUCAAUAAAACAAAAGGGAAUCCCA
Molecule: messenger RNA, 3349 nt
Organism: Mus musculus (house mouse)
Lineage: Eukaryota; Metazoa; Chordata; Mammalia; Rodentia; Muridae
Gene: Cers3
Product: ceramide synthase 3
Exons: 12
Coding region: 339-1499 (386 amino acids)
Biological process (GO): ceramide biosynthetic process; sphingolipid metabolic process; keratinocyte differentiation
Cellular component (GO): endoplasmic reticulum membrane; nucleoplasm; membrane
Molecular function (GO): DNA binding; sphingosine N-acyltransferase activity
Source: RefSeq, a predicted model, not a curated record